Molecule: messenger RNA, 1125 nt
Organism: Erythranthe guttata (spotted monkey flower)
Lineage: Eukaryota; Viridiplantae; Streptophyta; Magnoliopsida; Lamiales; Phrymaceae
Gene: SLY1
Product: F-box family protein
Biological process (GO): regulation of gibberellic acid mediated signaling pathway; gibberellic acid mediated signaling pathway
Cellular component (GO): SCF ubiquitin ligase complex
Molecular function (GO): protein binding
Source: RefSeq, a predicted model, not a curated record
AUAGAAAAGGACCAAAUGGCAAAGAAAUGUUAUCGUAGACACGCCCGACACGAGUAACGCCAAAAGCAUUCAUUUCCGAUCUUGACCUUAUCGAAACCACCCAGAUUCAUCAAAAUUCCCUUUCCCCUCAUCAAAAUCGAAACCCCCAAAUCCACAAAACCUCAAAUAUCCCUAAUCUUCAAUCACAGAGCACCUCCGAUCCGCCGAUGAAACGCCCCCUCCCCGACGGCGAAGACAACCACCCCGCCGCCGCCGGAUGCGCGGAUCCCGGCGCUGCAGGCUGCGAAAAUGACGCGAAGAAGAUGAAGCAAGAGGAGGAAGGUAAAGGAGACGAGGCGGCGGAGGAGGAGAUAUCGAAGGAGGCGGAGGCGGUGCUGCUCGACGAGAAUCUCCUGUACGAGGUCCUCCGCCACGUCGACGACGGCCGAACCCUAGCCAAGGCGGCGUGCGUCAGCCGCCAGUGGAAGCGGACCGCCCACGACGAGCGGCUGUGGGAGCUGAUCUGCACCAGGCACUACCACCGCAGCCCGAUGCAGCUCCGCGCCGUCGUUCUGGCCCUCGGCGGAUUCCGGCGGCUCUACUCGAGCCACCUGUGGCCGCUGCUGAAGCCGUCUCCCUCUUCCGCUUCUUCUUCUUCGGCAGCGCCGCCGGCAGUUUCCGCCUGGCCUUGCCUUCCUCCGGCGGCGGCGCCGGCGGUAGGUUCGGCGAGGUCGAAGGCAAGGUGGGGAAAAGAUGAGGUGAAUCUCUCACUCUCUCUACUCUCGAUUAAGUACUUUGAGAAGAUGAGUUUCAAUAAUCGAAGCAAGUAAGGAAUUAAUUAAAUUAAAUUAAAUUAAUUUUCGUCGAUCUGUAACCUGUUUGUGAUUUUCUGAAACCAGAGUAACUUCUUUUUUUUUUUUUUUUUUUUUUUUUUUUUUUUUUUUUUUAAUUUGAUUUUAUUUAAUAUUUUCUCCGAACUCUGAAUUGUAAUAUAAUGGCUUGUUGGAUUCCAAACAUAUGUAUAAUUAUUGUAUUGGAUAAAUCUACCUAGGUUUUCUUCAAAUUCUGUUUCUGGCAUUUAUAAUAAUUUUUUUAAUAAAUAAUGAAGAACAUAUGCUUGCACCUUGUGCUUGAAUAUUUUUUCUA